Messenger RNA from Suillus subalutaceus, 1893 nucleotides. RefSeq lists its product as uncharacterized. Lineage: Eukaryota; Fungi; Basidiomycota; Agaricomycetes; Boletales; Suillaceae. Bases 1 to 1893 code for a protein of 630 amino acids. The record is from RefSeq and is a predicted model, not a curated record. The transcript has 7 exons.
AUGGCUUAUCGCCAGAUUCUCUCGUGCCACUAUACAACAUCGAAACGAGUACUUGGAACUGGGAUCUUCCAGUUAAUCCCCCUGGAGGUGGCUCGGACUCAGACACUAGUGGUAGUAGCCACGGUGCUCCACAAAGUGGGGAAAUAUCAGGGUAUCCGAGUCCUCCUGUAUGAUCACUCUGGUGGCGUGGUAUCUACCCGCUUCGACAUAUAUCAGCAACCCGACUUAUUUUCUCAGAUAAUCGCUGUUAUCAAUUUCGGCAAUCUAGAAUGUGUCAGGUAUGAUUCAACAGUUUCGUUCACGAAACUUGUUUCGCCACCCCUCUCCAAAAAUAUCCGUGAAUAUCGCCCAAUCAAGAACAUACCCCGACGUAGCAGUUCAGCAGACCCUGCCGCAUCCAUUUCUGAAUCCCUCGAUGAACUGGGCUCUUGGGACCCGUCCUUUGACGAUGAUCUAAAGUCUGUAGUCUCUCAUGACUCUGACGAUGAUCUCGAGUCUGUGGUCUCUGAUGACUCUGGCUCUGAGGAACGCUUAACUGACUCAGAGGACGCACCUGAAGGAAAUUCAAUUGAAUCUACUACGCAAACGGAAGAAUUCCCCCCAUCCCUCCCUCCAGUGCAACCCACUAUGGUGUCCAGUGCCCCCCUCCUCAGCCUCGCAUCCCAAAUUCCCCAGGACUUGACAGAGAGUAUAUCUUCCGUCACGCCUCAUCCUUCCCAAUUUCCCUACUCUGUGCACUCACCUGAACCUUGUGGCAAGAUCCGCGUAGGGGAUGACGUGUACAUUAUCAAGCGAAUUCUUUCUGCAAGCCGGGGGCUUGUUGGUCGUGGAUGUAUCUGCUAUCUGGCCAGUCUGGGCGAUGAAGAUUUUAUCAUCAAGGACCAUUGGGUUCUUGGCAAGCGGGAAGAUGUCAUUUUGAAUGAGAUAGAGAUGUUGAAAUUAAUGCAAGGUGUCCCUGGCGUUCCCGAGCUAGUAGAUUAUUGGCUCGUCACGACAUCAGAAGGCGAGGUCGAUGUCACUCGAAGUUAUCGCAAAAGGGAACGCCGGAGUACCAAGGGCACCAGUCGCACUCAUGUCCACCUUGUCCUAAAGCCGUGUGCUCGCCCCCUCCACAUGUUUCGAACGCUGAAAGAGUUCGUGAGAGCAUUAAGGGACAUUGUGAUCAUCCAGAGAAUGGCGGUGGAGGAGCGCGGGAUCCUGCAUCGCGAUUCAAGGGGUUCCUUAUUGACUGGAUUACGCAUUGCUGCGGACAAUAAAUAUCCCAUCGGUGGUACGGGCACGAUCCCCUUCAUGUCACGCAUGCUUCUCAGCCAGGUUUCGCUUUUCCAACAAAAGAAUGCUCCUGCCCUGAAAACACCGAAAACCUCCUCAGAUUCUUUAGCGCUGCCCGUUUCUCAUGUGGUCCAAGGUUACUCUGAUGAUCUUGAAUCUCUUUUCUUCAUAUUCGCUUGGGUUUGCAUCAAGUUCUGCGGUCCCAACGGCACGGUCCGUCAGGAGCACAUGCCCAAUUCCUUACUCGAUCGCUGGACCAGCCUUGACCUGGCAUUGUGUGCUGCCUUCAAGAUCACCUUUUUCGCGAAUCCAUUGGAUGAACAGUGUCUCAUAAACGAAUUUCACCCAUACUUCAAACCCCUCAUCCCCCUUGCAAAGGAUUGGUGCGCAGCAUUGAAGGAUAACAUGGUUAACCCUGUUACCUUUGACGCCAUUCUUCACAUACUCAACUCUCAUCUUGAGGAGCUUUCCGAUGAUGAGGAGCUCCAAUCCACUGUGACAAUGCUCAAGAAAACUGCCACUGCUCUUACUAGUAGCUUGAAAUGUGUUGCUUCACUGUCUUUGCCCAUGCCGAAGCGGAGGAAGUCGGACGACUUGCCGGAGACAUCCGAACAGGUGUAA